This is a messenger RNA of Cydia pomonella (codling moth), 5028 nucleotides long. RefSeq lists its product as uncharacterized. Bases 1 to 5028 code for a protein of 1675 amino acids. Gene Ontology annotation, biological process: DNA integration. The record is from RefSeq and is a predicted model, not a curated record. Gene Ontology annotation, molecular function: nucleic acid binding. NCBI's taxonomy places the organism in Eukaryota, Metazoa, Arthropoda, Insecta, Lepidoptera, Tortricidae. The transcript has 2 exons.
AUGUCGGAGACAGGAAGAUCUCUACGUCCGCGCACGCGCCCGGGCCCGUCUGCCCCCGCGCCUACCCCGACCCCGUCGCCAGGUGAGACUACCUCCGGCGGGACAAAUACGUGGAGCAAAGGCACCAGCGGCAACCGGAAUACUAGUGGAGAUAGGGAAUCAGUGCGUAACUCGGAAAACGAAUUAGAAGAUACGGUUAUACCCCGCAGUAGGUCGAGUACGCUAGUCAACAAAGACGCCGUAGUCGCACCGCCGCCGCCGCGCGCGCCGUCCGUUCGCGCAUCGAAUGGAGACCGCGAAUCGGUAAAUAGGGAUCGCGAUAGUCAGAUAACCGUGUUGAUGGCCGAGCUGGAGGUCCAUAAAGCCGCUCUAGCCGUCGCCCAGACGAAGUCCGAAACUGCCAAAGUACGGCUGCAGAUUGCGCAAAUAGAGGCGCAGUCUGACGGCGGCAGUGUCGCGGCUGACGACUCUGAACGACGAACUAGAAAUUGGGUAGGACGACAUGCUAGACCACCACACGAGAUCGCGAACGACGAUAAAUUCCCUCUACCGAGAGAGACCGCGCCGCCCGCCGCCGCCGUCGACCGGCCUAGCCGACCACAACCGCGAUUUUACGAGGUACCGCAUAGUAAUUACGCGCCGAUCUUUCACAAACCGCCCGAGUUACCCGCGUUUUCAGGCGAUAUAACGGAAUGGAUCGCUUUUAGAGCGGAGUUCGAAGACUCUGCCCCCAUGUUUAGUGCCGUCAACAACGUGAGUCGGAUUAGGCGCGCACUCAAAGGGGAGGCUCGGACAGCCGUAAAGUCAAUAAUGUACACAGUUCAGGAUCCGUACGAAAUUAUGGAGGCGCUAGAACGGCAAUUCGGCGACCCGGAAGAGAUAGUACUCACCGAGUUGCAUAACGUGAAGCGUAUGCCGCGAUUGGCCGAGGACAACGGCAAUAUAGCUUCUUUCGCCGCGCAUAUUGCUAACGCCGUCGCUACAAUAAAAUCGUUACGAUGUUUGGAUGCUGCUCACCGUAAGCCGUAUAGAUGCAAGUACGUCGCGUGUGGCAUGAGCCAAUGCGAGGCCGGACAUAAUAGAUUAUUACACGGACUAAACGCGGCCGCGCCCGCGAACGGUAAUAAUACUUCGGCUAGUACUGCGGCGGGAGCAGUAAACACUCUUAGAUUCGCGCAAACGUACCUCAAAGUCAUGCCUGUAGAGGUGUCGGGGCCCUUAGGCACCGUGCAAACCCUCGCGCUAUUAGACGAAGGCGCGGCUAUGACUUUGAUGCUUCACGAAACGGCGGAUAAAGUUGCACCUCGCGUACGCGGUGAAUCGUUAGAGAUAGAAGGAAUAGGCGGCAGAGUGAGCGACCCGGAUUCGUACAGGUUACGAGUCGCUAUAAGAGGUUUUUGCAGCCGACAUAUGGAAAUGAUGGAGGUACUUACGAUAGGCAAGAUAGGCGUAGGUAUGCAGGGCGUACCACGUGACGUCGUAGAAAAAUGCGAUCAUUUAUCGGAAAUCGCGGACGAACUUUGGUACCCGCCCGCGGUACCUACUAUCUUGAUAGGCCAAGACAAUUGGCACCUCAUAGUUUCACGGCAAAUUUUAAGCGGACCCUCUCACCUUCCCGUCGCAAGCCUAACCAGGUUAGGCUGGGUUUUACAUGGCCCAGAUAGAGCAUGUCACGCCGCGGUCAAUUUCGUAGGGCACGCACGGCCUAAAACCGCGGACGACGAAGCUAUCGAACUCAUGAAACAGCAUUUCGAUAUAGAGUCGUUAGGCGUCUCAAAAAACUUGCCUCGGGCCGAUCCCGAUCAACGCGCGCUAGACCUAUUAAAAUCCACCUGCGAGAAAAUACCGGGGGAAAAUAGGUAUCGAGCGGGCUUACUAUGGCGAACCGAUGACGAAGUACUCCCCGAUAACCGAGCGCACGCAUUAAAACGGCUAUACAGUCUCGAACGAAAGUUAGACCGAGACCCGAAGCUUAAAGCCGAAUAUGCGAAGCAUAUGAAUAAUUUGCUCGAAAAAGGUUACGCGGAGAAAAUGGACUCGCCGCCCCCCCUCGACGCGCCGCGAACGUGGUAUCUAGCUCAUUUUCCCACUUUUCAUCCGCAACGCGGUAAAAUGAGGUUAGUUUGGGACGCGGCUGCCACAGCCUACGGACGAUCGCUGAAUAGCGCGCUGUUGGCCGGCCCAGACCUACUAGAAUCGCUCUUUGGCGUAUUAGUACGCUUCCGCGAGGGCAAAAUCGCGGUCAUAGCCGACGUCAAAGAGAUGUUUUUACAGAUUGAAAUAAUAGAGCGAGAUCGCGAUGCGUUACGUUUCGUUUGGAGGGGGGAGGACCGUACCUCUCCACCGCAAGAAUACAGAAUGAAGCGGCUAAUAUUUGGAUCGGCAGCGUCACCGACAACCGCUCUGUACGUCAAAAACGAAAACGCAAAAACGCACAGCAACGAAUUCCCGAUCGCCGCUGAAAAAACGAAAAAAAAUACGUAUAUGGACGACAUGUUAAUUGCCCUAGACAUGUGCGAGGAGGACGCGAGACGCGUAGUAAACGAUAUUUACGAGUUAAAUAUGCGCGCGUCACUAGAGCUCCGCGGAUUCGCAUCGAAUAAUCCUGCGGUAAUAUCUGACGUAGUUAACAGUAAAGAGGAGACGUCUCUGUUAGGCGCGAAUGAGAACGAGCGUACAUUAGGGUUGAAAUGGAAUCACAAGCGUGACACCCUAGGCUUUAACGUGAAUUUUCGUAACACGCCCGAGGACGUACUCAACGGUCAGAAAUUACCUACAAAGCGACAGGUUACAAGCAGCGCGAUGUCGAUAUUCGACCCUAUCGGUUACGUUAGCCCCAUAUCCGUCUUAGGCAAGGCGUUAAUGCAAGAGGUAUGGCGGACAGGGAUCGAUUGGGAUACGCCUAUACCCGUCUCGCUCGCACCCGCGUGGCGAUCGUUCAUAGAAAACGUACAGCAAUUAAGGGACUUAGAAAUUCCGCGACACGUACCCGCAUUUAAUAGGGAGGCAUAUAUGCAUGUUUUUUGCGACGCGAGUGAAAAAAUAUAUGCCGCGGCCGUGUACCUAGUUAGUACGAACCCCGACGGGACUAGAACCUCUGCAUUAGUGGCCGCUAAGGCCCGAGUGUCCCCUCUCCGGGUAGUUAGUAUUCCGAGGAUGGAAUUACAAAGCUGCGUACUAGCUACUAGACUAGCGGAAACUAUAGUCAAAGAGUCAGACUACGUAAUAAAGGACAAGUUUUUUUGGUCUGACUCAAAAACGGCCCUCACUUGGAUACGUUCCGACCCGCGUAGAUACAAAACGUUCGUCGCGCAUAGGUUAGCGGAAAUCGAGAACACUACCACCCCCGCCAACUGGCGCUGGGUGCCUAGUGCGGCUAACGUGGCCGACGACGCGACGCGAGGUAUUCCCGCGCAAUUCGGAGCGACCCAUCGGUGGUUCAUAGGACCCGAUUUCAUACGGGAAAGUGAGGAGCAUUGGCCGACAGAGAAAACGCCCGCGCCCGUCGCCGAUACGGGCGAGGAACGUAUUAAUAAGCUCGUUUGCUCGAUAGGCAUAACUAGAAAUAAAUUCGAGUACCUACCGGAGGUAAGUAGGUUCUCAAAAUUCGUACGCUUAGUUCGCGCCACCGCUAAGAUUCUGGUUGCCGCCGAGGUAUUUAAAGCCGCACUGCUAUCUAAGAAAACAGAUACAGAAAUAAAUAAGGGGCAUUUAAACUUAGCAGAGAUAUUGCUAAUCAGAAGGAGUCAACAUGCAGCCUUUCCAGAGGAAAUUAAGUUACUGGAAACUGGGCGAGCUUUGCCGAAGAAAUCUCCUCUACACAAAAUUGCCGUGAAGUUAGAUAAAAACGGAGUCAUCGUGUUAAAUGCCAGAAUAGACAAAGAUGUGCAUAUACCCGUUCUACACGCCAAAGAGGGCGUCGUCAAGCUGCUGAUUCAUCAUUUUCAUGCUCUGUUUAAUCACGGCAACCACUCGACGGUGAUAAACGAGCUAAAACAAAGAUACUACAUUAUCGGUUUGCGCGGUAGCAUUCGUUAUCUGACGAAUAAGUGCCAAUGGUGUCGGACCUAUAAGGGAACCACCCUCAAGGUUCCUGUAGGCGACUUACCACCAGAGAGGCUCCAGGCGAAUCAACCGCCAUUUACCGCCGCAGCCGUAGACCUGUUUGGCCCUAUGAAUAUAACAAUAGGCCGCCGCCGCGAAAAGAGAUGGGGCGUACUGUAUACCUGUCUCACCACUCGAGCUGUGCACUUAGAGCUUGCCGCCUCACUUUCGGCAUCCUCUAUGAUCCUUUCAUUGCGCAGAAUGAUAGCUCGACGCGGCACGCCUACGGUUCUCUACUCCGACAACGCCACUAAUUUUUACGGAGCGGAGCGAGAACUAGCCGAGGCCAAAAGGACGCUGCCAGACAGUCUAAAGCCAUUCCUGACUGAACGAGCGAUCACCUGGAAGAAGAUACCGCCCGGCAACCCUUCCGCCGGCGGUGCCUGGGAGCGACUCGUGGGCAGCGUAAAAACGGCGUUAAAAGUUAUAUUGAAAGAGAGAGCACCCCAUGAAGAGGUCCUGCAUACGCUGUUACUAGAAUCCGAGCACAUAGUGAACUCCAGACCACUGACGCCGGUGAAUCCAGAUUUAGACGUCGAAGCCUUGACACCGAACCACUUUCUCAUCGGCCGGUCAAGCGCCAUGUCACCGCUGGGCGUCUUCACCGACACAGCAAUGUCACUAUCGUCGUGGAAAACAGCGCAGACACUCGCCGAUCAUUUUUGGAGGCGCUGGCAGAAAGAAUACCGACCCAGCCUUCUCCCUCGGCCAGGUGCUCACCAGAACGUACAGAAACUGCAUACAGGCGACAUCGUCAUCAUAGCAGAUGGUUCCAUGCCACGAGGAACAUGGCCUAGAGGCGAAAUCGCACAACUCUUUCCCGGUCCAGAUGGCCACGUAAGAGUAGCCAUUGUUCGUACUCGUGCAGGUGACGUCCGCCGCCCAGUUUCCAGACUUAUACCUAUAUGCUCCUCGAACAUAUAG